AAAGCACGCCGAGAGUUGUAGUUCCGGCAUCGUACGGAAGCCGGGAGGGCCGUGAAGCGCGAUGUGGCCCCAAAUAUUGGUAGGGGGGGCCCGGGUGGCGGCAGGUCUGUGCCCAGCACUGGGGUCUCGCCUCGCCGCCCGCUUCCCCCCGCAGCGGACGCCCGAGAACAGCCUGGCCCUACAGCGGAGCCUGCACGCGACGGCGGCCCGGGCUCUCCCGCUCAUUCCCAUCGUGGUGGAGCAGACGGGUCGCGGCGAGCGCGCCUAUGACAUCUACUCGCGACUGCUGCGGGAGCGCAUCGUGUGCGUCAUGGGCCCGAUUGACGACAAUGUCGCCAGCCUGGUCAUCGCGCAGCUGCUGUUCCUGCAGUCCGAGAGCAACAAGAAGCCCAUCCACAUGUACAUCAACAGCCCUGGCGGCGUGGUGACCUCGGGCCUGGCCAUCUACGACACGAUGCAGUACAUCCUGAACCCCAUCUGCACGUGGUGCGUGGGCCAGGCGGCCAGCAUGGGCUCCCUGCUCCUGGCUGCCGGCACCCCAGGCAUGCGCCACUCGCUCCCCAACUCCCGCAUCAUGAUACACCAGCCCUCCGGGGGCGCCCGGGGCCAAGCCACAGACAUCGCCAUCCAGGCGGAGGAGAUCAUGAAACUCAAGAAGCAGCUCUACAGCAUCUACGCCAAACACACCAAACAGAGCCUGCAGGUGAUCGAGUCGGCCAUGGAGAGGGACCGCUACAUGAGCCCCAUGGAGGCCCAGGAGUUCGGCAUCUUGGACAAGGUUCUGGUCCACCCUCCCCAGGACGGUGAGGACGAGCCUGAGCUGGUGAAGAAGGAGCCAGUGGUGGCAUCGGCGGCUGUGGAACCUGUCCCAGCGAGUGCCUGAGAGCUGCCCCUCACCCUCGCCCUCCAGAGGAAGGUGGCGGCGCCAGGCCUGCCCUGCCCGUCCCUCGACACUGACCUUGGGGGUGCCCCUGCGGGUGGGUACCCCGGCUGAGACACUGUGAUUUUAAAUUAAAUCUUUAGAGACUUUG
Molecule: messenger RNA, 1031 nt
Organism: Hippopotamus amphibius kiboko
Lineage: Eukaryota; Metazoa; Chordata; Mammalia; Artiodactyla; Hippopotamidae
Gene: CLPP
Product: caseinolytic mitochondrial matrix peptidase proteolytic subunit
Exons: 6
Coding region: 62-883 (273 amino acids)
Biological process (GO): protein quality control for misfolded or incompletely synthesized proteins
Cellular component (GO): endopeptidase Clp complex
Molecular function (GO): ATP-dependent peptidase activity; ATPase binding; serine-type endopeptidase activity
Source: RefSeq, a predicted model, not a curated record